AUGAAUCAUCGUCGUGAACAUACUACUGAACAAGCUGAGGCUGUCAAACGAAUAAGGGCCUGUAGAACGCAUGAUUACUAUGCUAUAUUGGGAAUAAGCAAAGAUGCUACUGAUUCAGAGGUUAAAAAGGCAUAUCGAAAGGAUAUUUUCCAAUCAAUUCAAAAAUUAGCUUUACAAAUGCAUCCUGAUAAAAAUUCUGCUCCUGGUUCUGAUGAGGCAUUUAAAAUGGUUAGCAAAGCCUUCCAAAUACUCAGCGAUCCGCAAAAGCGUGUAAUAUUUGACGAAAAUGGUGCUGACCCCGAUUCACGAAGUAGUGGAAUGCCAUCUGGUUUUAGAAGCUUUAAUAAUGGAUUUGGAAAUGGUGCUGUCUACGCUGAAGAUAUUUCUCCGGAAGAGAUAUUUAAUAUGUUUUUCGGCGGGGAUGCGACCUUUGUUGGUCCAGGAUUCAGUGCACGGAGGUUUCAGCCACGCAGACAAUCACCAAAUGGAGAAGGAGCUCGAGAACAACGCACCUCCCCAUUACUUUCAUUUUUUCAACUUUUACCUCUUAUCCUCCUCUUCUUAUUCUCUUUCUCUUCAAGUUGGUUUUCUCUUGCACCAGAACCAUUGCCAUCAUAUUCCUUUUAUUCAAAUGGUUAUCAUACAGAAAACAGAUUUACUCAUUCACUACAAGUUCCUUAUUUUGUUGAGCCUCAUCAAUUUUCAUCUAUUGAACAAAUUCCAAGAAAAUUACGUACAUUUGAAGAUAAUAUAGAAAUUUCAUAUGUAAAAAAAUUACAAUAUGAUUGUAAUACAGAGUCAGCGAUAAGACAACGCAUGAUAAAUGAUGCUAAGGGGUGGGUAUUUCCUGAUGAAGAGAAAUUAAAAGCUGCGCAAGCUGUAAAAUUACCAAGUUGUGAGAGACUUGUGGAACUUAGUAGAUCGAAAAGGUAUAAAGAAAUUCAACGAUUGGCAAGAAGCUGA
Molecule: messenger RNA, 963 nt
Organism: Dentiscutata erythropus
Lineage: Eukaryota; Fungi; Glomeromycota; Glomeromycetes; Diversisporales; Gigasporaceae
Source: the annotation of a GenBank genome assembly